ACACUGGCACCGUCGCCUCACCCCGGCCUGGCAAGAUGGCUACUCUUGGGAGGACAGGUGUCGGAUGGCUCUCACAAAAUCUUUAUCGAAUUAAGCUUUCUCGGUCCUCUAACUUAAACUAUGUGUAUGCUGCAUUCUUCCACAAUACUUCUGCUUUUAAUGCACAGGGAUUGCCCAUUAAAAUGCCUUCACUUUCCCCUACCAUGAUGGAGGGAACCAUAAUCAAAUGGCUGAAGAAAGAAGGUGAUCCUAUUCAACCAGGAGAUGUUUUAUGUGACAUUCAAACUGAUAAAGCUGUUGUUUCCAUGGAUACUGAGGAUGAAGGCACCCUAGCCAAAAUUUUGGUUCCAGAAGACACAAAAGAUGUGAAAGUUGGCACCUUGAUAGCAGUAAUGGCAGCUGAAGGGGAAGAUUGGAAAACCAUAGAAAUCCCUGCAAUGGAUGAUGACUCCAUUUCAGUGGCUAGUGCACCAUCAGUCACAGAUACACCCACAGUUAUUCCUGUUGCGGAUCAUGGCAAUUAUGGGCCUUCAGUUCGCCUUUUGCUGGAGCGGUAUGGACUCUCAGCUGAUCAAGUACCUGCUGGAGGUCCACAUGGUAGACUUCUGAAAGGGGAUGUUUUACAAGCUAUCAAAGAAAAAAAUCUACAGUUAAAACCAUUACCAGCAGUUCCUCCACCUGAGACUCCAAAGCCUGCUGCUGCAACUCCUGCACCACCACGUGCUCCUAUCUCACCACCAAUCAUUGGUGUAUCUGAAGAUGGCUAUGAUGAUAUAGAGGUAACCAACAUGAGGAAAACUAUUGCCAAAAGACUAACACAGUCAAAGAGUGGUAUUGCUCAUUCUUAUGGUACUCUGGAGUGUUGUUUACACAACCUUUUAGGAUUGAGGAAGCAAUUUAAGAAGGAAGGCAUGAAUAUCAGUGUUAAUGACUUUAUCAUCAAGGCUGUUGCUGUUGCAUUAACCAGAUGUCCGGAGAUGAACUGCACAUGGCAGGGAAACCAGCUUGUAAUUGCCAACCAGGCAGAUAUCAGUAUAGCAGUAGCAACUCCCCUUGGACUUAUUACACCAAUAGUUCAUGGAGCAGACACAUUGGGGAUUGAAGAUAUUGCUACAAAAGUACGUGAUCUUGCUGCCCGAGCUCGAGAAAACAAACUGAAAUUAGACGAGUUCCAAGGUGGAACAUUUACGAUCUCAAAUCUGGGGAUGCUUGGAAUCCGUGAAUUCAGUGCUAUCAUCAACCCCCCUCAGUGUGGCAUCUUGGCAGUUGGUGGAAGUAGACUGUCAGUUGAUGAAUCUGGCUCACCUGUGACAUAUAUGAGUGCUACUCUUUCUUAUGACCGUGCUGGUAUUGAUGAUAACAUAGCAGCUAUCUUUUUGGAUACACUGAAGCAACUUUUGGAGGAUCCUACCACCAUGAUACUUGGGACAAACACUUCAGUUAAUCAUCCCCUGGCGGCACUGUUAUAAAUGUUUUUAAUUACUUUUCUGUUGGUACAUUCAGGAAAUAUAUUUCUCAUUAAAAAAAACUAUCUGCGAUAUACUUUACUAUACAGUCUCAAUGAAGAUUCUUCGAACACUGAUGGAGACAGCUGGCAAUUCGAGGCCGUUUGUUUACUAUAGUACGUAGUAAAAAUUAUGAAUACAGUAAAAGUGAUCAGUGAUUGGUUA
Molecule: messenger RNA, 1670 nt
Organism: Homarus americanus (American lobster)
Lineage: Eukaryota; Metazoa; Arthropoda; Malacostraca; Decapoda; Nephropidae
Product: pyruvate dehydrogenase protein X component, mitochondrial-like
Exons: 9
Coding region: 36-1469 (477 amino acids)
Biological process (GO): pyruvate decarboxylation to acetyl-CoA
Cellular component (GO): pyruvate dehydrogenase complex; mitochondrion
Molecular function (GO): acyltransferase activity
Source: RefSeq, a predicted model, not a curated record